Molecule: messenger RNA, 2481 nt
Organism: Colletotrichum gloeosporioides
Lineage: Eukaryota; Fungi; Ascomycota; Sordariomycetes; Glomerellales; Glomerellaceae
Product: putative transcriptional regulatory protein
Exons: 2
Coding region: 1-2481 (826 amino acids)
Biological process (GO): DNA-templated transcription; regulation of DNA-templated transcription
Cellular component (GO): nucleus
Molecular function (GO): DNA-binding transcription factor activity, RNA polymerase II-specific; DNA binding; zinc ion binding
Source: RefSeq, a predicted model, not a curated record
AUGGUGGGCCCGUUGCGAAUACGGUCCAGCAUAGCUUGCGCAAGAUGCAGACGCUCCAAGAUCAAGUGCGAGAACACUGGCCGCCUAGAUGCGCCCUGCGAGAACUGCAUCAAGAGUCGGAAAGAAUGUGUGUGGCCGAUGCCCGCCCCGUCGCCACUGAAGAGACCCGAUCCACCUUCCGCACCUCGGGAUUCACGGGAGACUGCGACACCUCAUUCCGGACAGAAAAGGCCGAGACGGGCGACCCACACGCGGAUGGAUGGGGCUCUCCGUUCCGAUGACAUUGACAUCGUCCGUCGUAUUGACAGAACGCUGUGGGACAAGGCUCUGGUCACAUUUCAGCGUCAUUUCGCCACAGAGCUCUCAUUCCUACAUGUUCCGACUCUCAAGAACAGGAUAUACGACUUGACAACCGGCCACGCGUCGGUAGCAUUCGAUACCCAACUAGUCCUUCUCGGUCUUCUGGCAUUAACCGGGAGAUACCACGGAGAGCUCGCCGAUUACUUCGACAACGGCUCUGGAGAAGUCUCAUAUGAUUCCAGUCUUGGGGACCAAGGUAUUUCCGAAGCUUUUGCAAGAACGUUGGAUAAGUCUCUGGGCUCGUUCGCAUCGGCAUGUUCCAUCGGAUCAGUUGAGCGUGUGCAAGCCUUACUCAUGCUUGGUCUCUACGAAUGGAUCUCGCCAAAUCACGAGGGCCUCCGGGCUUGGAUGUUAGUCGGUUCGGCUGGACGGAUGGCGCAGGCACUCAAGCUGGGAUACGAGGCCAAUUACAGCACAGCGAACCACUCCGACGCAACACUUGAAGACGCUAUCGUUGACCGCGAGGUUAGGCGCAGGACUAUGUUCAGCUGCUUCAUCUUCGAUCGACUUAUCUCUUGUGGCAAAGAACGACCAUCAUUCAUCCGAUCAGAUGACCUUCACGUGCGAUUACCCUGCGCCAAAGAGGACUUCGACUUAAGCCGCCAGACUAGCACGGAAUGGUUCUCCGGUGAUGUGGACUCGUCGUCGCUGCAUGAUGAAACUAGCAUCUUGGGUCGAUUUGUCCAACUAGUCGACCUAUGGGGUCGCAUAUCUCAGUAUUCUAGUGCUGGCGGUCGGUUCUUGGACAAGCAACGUCCUCCCUGGAACCCCGAGUCUCUUUUUUUUCAACUACGUCGAGAAGCAGACGCCUUUAGUAAGACUCUCGAAGCUCCAGGAACCUUUCUGAGCCUCAGUCCUUCAAACUACUUCCGCCAUGAGAGCACGUCCAGCACAUACAUCAUUCUUCAUCUUCUAAUGUCUCUUUGCAAGAUAAUGCUUCAUCGGCAAUAUCUACCCUUCAUUCCAAUCAAAUGUACCAGACCAUCUGGUCCCUUGGAUGAGCCUACAUUUCCACCGGAGGAGGUUCCUCCGGGUUUUUGGGAAGAAAGCGCUCGAGAGCUUUUCGGGGCCAGCAAGACGGUCGCCAACGUGAUUGAACUAUGCGAGGAUCGCCUUCCACAUUCUCCUCUUGUAGCCUUCGUCAUCUACACUGCUUCUUUCACCGGAGUCUACGCACAACAUUUCCCUCGCAUGGACACAGAAGCCUAUCUAUGUAGCCGAUCCAGCGACCAAGACGAAGUGGCCGAGAAUCAACCCAUCAGUGCUUCGUUCGGCCCAACAAAAGUAAUGUUCGACACGCUUUCAGAACUUGCCAGAUAUUCAGGGGUUGCAGCAGCGUUCGUCGCGAGGUUUUACGAAGUAGAUCAGUACUUCUCUUCCAUGGUUCAGGAUUACCACCGCAACCUCCGACAUCGCACCACUUCUCAACAGUCGGGCGAGAGGCUAAGCAUUCGGAUGGGAGGCGACACAGGCGGGCUGGAGGAGUGGGUGGUGAAAUCGGAUAGAAUUGUCAGUAACAGCUCCAUUAUCAGAGAAACCGAGCCGACGGGCCAUCCCACGCAACCCGAUGCGCGAGGGGUCGAAUCGCUCGUUCCGAGCCAUCAUCGGAACAACAGCCGCAAUGCCACAAGCACAACAUUCCGAACCCCUCCGGGAGAACAGUCUUCUGUUGGUGGCCGCGCAAACAUUCAGAUUAUUCCACCACCAAACGAUGAAAGGACAGUUGGGACGAGUGGGCAAAUGCAGUCUCCUCCUUUGUCUUCGGCGCCAUCACAUAUCGCUGGUGUUGACCCUUUACUCUUGGAAGGUGGAGACGAUUGGAGUUGGGCGUUUCUUAAUGAUAUGUACUUGGGCACAUCUUCUCAUCUCCACUACUCCGCCAUCUCAAUCGCCAUCAUGCAGUUCUUCCAGAUUGCCUCCAUCCUCGCCGUCAUGGCCUCCUCCGUCUCCGCCGCGGUCACCGUCGGUUCCGCUUGCGAGGGUGCCGGCUACGAGUGUGUUUCCGGAAACGCGGCCAUUGCCUCUUGCGACGGCGCUAAGUGGCAGCUCGCUGCCAACUGCGGAGGCUGCUCCGACGCCUGCGUCAAGCCUGAUGCUGGCGCCCCUUACUGCAAGUGCUAA